Molecule: messenger RNA, 1719 nt
Organism: Closterium sp. Yama58-4
Lineage: Eukaryota; Viridiplantae; Streptophyta; Zygnematophyceae; Desmidiales; Closteriaceae
Source: the annotation of a GenBank genome assembly
AUGAAUGUGCUAGCUUUCGAACCUGACGGUCGCCCGAUCGCAUUUCCCACUUGGCUUGACGAUCUACAGCUUUUCCUUUUGACUGAUGCCAAAGAUGGUGUCUCGCUUUUCGACUACGUUACUGGCACUGCCGCUGCUCCUGCUGACAGUGCUCCUGCUGUAGACCGCUCACAGUGGCUGACUCGCGAUGCUGCUGCGCGCCUUGCUAUCCGCAACCAUCUGCCGAUCGCUGAGCGCAUGCAUUUCACCACUGCCGCUGUAGGAGGCCUCAUCCUGCCCUACCUGUUCCCUGACCUGUCCUCCUUCCCCACUGCUGCGGACUUGAUUACUCACCUUCGCGAUAGUGAGGCCCGCUUUAACGCCGCUCUUACUGACGAGUUCCGAGCCAAGAACCCCCCUCCGCUCUACUUUACCCUCUACCUCCUCGUCACCCGCCUCCCUGACACCCUUAGCACAGUCAGGGACCACAUCCUCGCCAUGGACGCCCCCGAGAUCACCCUAGACGACUUCGAGCGGCAGCUUCUCGCAGCAGAGAAGAAUCUCCUAGCUGUCGGUGCCGCUCGAGGCACUCCCCGCACUCCCCUCUUUGAGGGGUGCUCCCCCUCCCCCCUCGCCCCCUCAUACGCCUCAGUUGCUACUCCCGUUGACCUUCCUGGUGCUGAGAAGGUCGCAGCUGCUUCCGCUCCUAGUGGGAAGCGCGGCGGGGGCCGGGGCGGCAAGGGGGGCAGGGGUGGCGGGGGUGGGGGUGGGGGGAGCGGUGGUGGGGGCGGUGGGGGUGGUGGAGGGGGUGGAGGUGGUCGUGGGGGUGGUGGAGGUGGCAGCGGCGGCAAGGGGGGAGGAGGCGGUGGUGGUGGGGGUGGUGGUGGCAGCGGGAGUGGGACCGGCCAGCAGCAGCAGCAGCGCCAGACCCCCUCCUCUCAGCAGCUUCAUGACUGGUAUGCUGGGCGUGGGGCGUCUGGGGGUUCUGGUCGCUGCCCCUAUGUCAUUCUCACUGGCCCUCGCAAGGGCCGCACGUGCAACGGCCUUCACCCUGAGUCCCGUUGCUUUGCGCGCCUCAGCGACGCCUGGCGCGCCAAGUUCCCUGAUGCCACUGAGUUCCCCAACUGGGCUGAUCUGCUUAGGCGUGAUGUCAAUGUCUAUGAUCUUGACUAUGAUGCAAUCCUUGCUGCCAUGUAUGCAUUGACUGUUAGUGCUGAGGGUGACUGCUACUUGUGCGUUCCGCCUGACCUAGGUUUAGAGACUGCAGCCCUAGGUGCUCGUGCGUCUGACCCCUCUGGUACUGCGUCCGCGCAGGCUUUGCACACGUUUACACUUGACUCUGGUGCUUCUCGCUGUUUCUUUCGCGACAGCACCGCAGUCACCCCCCUCCCUGCACCUGUUCCUGUCUCGCUGGCUGACCCCUCUGGGGGCCCAGUGCUUGCACGUGCCACGACUGUGCUUCCGUGCCCGGCGGUCCCGUCUGGUGAGCUGUCAGGUCUCCAUGUUCCCUCGUUCUCUACGAACUUGGUGAGCAACGCCGUCCUUCAGGAUCACUGGGUUGACACCUGGACUCCUGGAGGACAGCGUGUGGCGAUCUGUACCUGCUCCAAGACUGGCCGCCACCUGGCCACGUUCACCCGUGAGCCGGGGUCCAGUCUUUACACUCUCACCACUGUUUCACGCUACACUCCUUUGUCUCCACAGCUGUACGCGUCUGCUCAGCAAGGGGCAGGUCCCUGA